Messenger RNA from Pan troglodytes (chimpanzee), 2033 nucleotides. It is a transcript of the gene SBSN, whose product is annotated as suprabasin. The transcript is spliced from 4 exons. The coding region runs from base 118 to 1890 and encodes 590 amino acids. Lineage: Eukaryota; Metazoa; Chordata; Mammalia; Primates; Hominidae. The record is from RefSeq and is a predicted model, not a curated record.
GCCUCACAGGGGUAAUUGAGUCAUGAGGGGUGGAGAAGAGAGCGAGAGCGAGAGAGGAUAAAUAGCAGCGUGGCUUCCCUGGCUCCUCUCUGCAUCCUCCCCGACCUUCCCAGCAAUAUGCAUCUUGCACGUCUGGUCGGCUCCUGCUCCCUUCUUCUGCUACUGGGGGCCCUGUCUGGAUGGGCGGCCAGCGAUGACCCCAUUGAGAAGGUCAUUGAAGGGAUCAACCGAGGGCUGAGCAAUGCAGAGAGAGAGGUGGGCAAGGCCCUGGAUGGUAUCAACAGUGGAAUCACGCAUGCCGGAAGGGAAGUGGAGAAGGUUUUCAACGGACUUAGCAACAUGGGGAGCCACACCGGCAAGGAGUUGGACAAAGGCGUCCAGGGGCUCAACCACGGCAUGGACAAGGUUGCCCAUGAGAUCAACCAUGGUAUUGGACAAGCAGGAAAGGAAGCAGAGAAGCUUGGCCAUGGGGUCAACAACGCUGCUGGACAGGUUGGGAAGGAGGCAGACAAACUGAUCCAUCAUGGGGUCCAUCACGGGGCCAACCAGGCGGGAAGUGAGGCAGGGAAGUUUGGCCAGGGAGUCGACAAUGCUGCAGGGCAGGCUGGAAACGAGGCUGGGAGGUUUGGCCAGGGAGUCCACCAUGCUGCAGGGCAGGCCGGAAAUGAGGCUGGAAGGUUUGGUCAGGGAGUCCACCAUGCUGCAGGGCAGGCCGGAAAUGAGGCUGGGAGAUUUGGCCAGGGGGCCCACCAUGGUCUCAGUGAGGGCUGGAAGGAGACAGAGAAGUUUGGCCAGGGGAUCCACCAUGCUGCCGGUCAGGUUGGGAAGGAGCCAGAGAAGUUUGGCCAGGGGGCCCACCAUGCUGCCGGUCAGGUUGGGAAGGAGGCAGAGAAGUUUGGCCAGGGGGCCCACCAUGCUGCGGGGCAGGCCGGAAAUGAGGCAGGGAGAUUUGGCCAGGGGGUCCACCAUGGUCUCAGUGAGGGCUGGAAGGAGACAGAGAAGUUUGGCCAGGGGGUCCACCAUACUGCUGGUCAGGUUGGGAAGGAGGCAGAGAAGUUUGGCCAGGGGGCCUACCAUGCUGCGGGGCAGGCCGGAAAUGAGGCUGGGAGGUUUGGCCAGGGGGUCCACCAUGGUCUCAGUGAGGGCUGGAAGGAGACAGAGAAGUUUGGCCAGGGGGUCCACCAUGCUGCCAGUCAGUUUGGGAAGGAAACAGAGAAGCUCGGCCAUGGGGUCCACCAUGGGGUUAAUGAGGCCUGGAAGGAAGCAGAGAAGUUUGGCCAGGGCGUCCACCAUGCUGCCUCGCAGGUGGGGAAGGAGGAAGACAGAGUGGUCCAAGGCCUCCAUCAUGGCGUUAGUCAGGCUGGAAGGGAGGCGGGGCAGUUUGGCCACGACAUUCACCACACAGCAGGGCAGGCCGGGAAAGAGGGAGACAUAGCAGUUCAUGGUGUCCAACCUGGGGUCCACGAGGCCGGGAAGGAGGCAGGGCAGUUUGGCCAGGGAGUUCACCAUACCCUUGAACAGGCCGGGAAGGAAGCAGACAAAGCGGUCCAAGGGUUCCACACUGGGGUCCACCAGGCUGGGAAGGAAGCAGAGAAACUUGGCCAAGGGGUCAACCAUGCUGCUGACCAGGCUGGAAAGGAAGUGGAGAAGCUUGGCCAAGGUGCCCACCAUGCUGCUGGCCAGGCCGGGAAGGAGCUGCAGAAUGCUCAUAAUGGGGUCAACCAAGCCAGCAAGGAGGCCAACCAGCUGCUGAAUGGCAACCAUCAAGGCGGAUCUUCUGGCCAUCAAGGAGGGGCCACAACCACGCCGUUAGCCUCUGGGGCCUCGGUCAACACGCCUUUCAUCAACCUUCCCGCCCUGUGGAGGAGCGUCGCCAACACCAUGCCCUAAACUGGCAUCCGGCCUUGCUGGGAGAAUAAUGUUGCCGUUGUCACAUCAGCUGACAUGAUCUGGAGGGGUUGGGGGUGGGGGACAGGUUUCUGAAGUCCCUGAAGGGGGUUGUACUGGGAUUUGUGAAUAAACUUGAUACACUA